This is a messenger RNA of Periconia digitata, 2334 nucleotides long. Lineage: Eukaryota; Fungi; Ascomycota; Dothideomycetes; Pleosporales; Periconiaceae. The record is from the annotation of a GenBank genome assembly.
AUGCAGUACAUGACAAAAUCAUCCCCAAGCUUUCCUCUACCUCUAGUCAAAUACUCCUCCACGGCAGUCUGUUGUGCCUACUUUGCCCUCAUCAUUGUCGAGAACUACUAUCAGUAUCUUUCUACCGUGCAAUUCACCAUGGAACUUACUCUGCGUAAGCUUCUACUUGAAGUUUUUAAGGUAAUUAUUCUCCUCGCCCUUGUAAACAUCAAGCUAACAGCUAUCAAGCGCAGUGAAGAGGCAGCGAGAUCCCGGGCGGCCACUUAUCUAGGAGUGAUAUCCAGAUAUGCAAUAGAGAAUGAGGAUGCACUGAAUACUCCUAAGAAAGUUGAAAAAGCCCUUCCCGACAACGCAGCCAAGAUAAGUGAUUCAGGUCUCGCUAUCCUAGGACGAAUAUUCACCCUAGCUGGGGUGGAAGGGUUAGAAGGAGUGAAAGGCAUGGAACUCUCUUCUGAGUCCACGGUGAACGAGCAUAUGAUCAAUCUCAUGCAGCUGGCCUGCGAGCGAGUUUGGCCCAUCAAACCAAGCUCAUCAUCGGCGUCAUCCCCAGUGAAGCAUUUGAGUGGCCAGUUUCCGCUUGUACUUUCCUAUCUGGGAUGCAAUCUGGACGGCAUUCCUCACUUACCAUCGUUAAUGAGUUCUUCGCUUGCCUCUAGGCUCGCCUUUCUGCGUUGUCAAGAUGUUGAGAACCUUUUCAAAGAGAUCAAUGUAUGUCUCCAGCACCUCAAACGCGUCGAACCACCACACCUGAUGGAGUCCUUGAGAGACGAAUUCGCAGGGGUCAUCCCCAUGUAUCGCUACCCAGGCCUUCUAUUUCACGAGUACGCAUUGUCUUUAUAUAAUUCAUUGUGGUACUAUCAAUAUCUGUGUCUCGUCGAGCAUGAUUUGUUCGGUUCUCAGCCGCGUGAAGAAAACCUUGCCACGGCUCUUAUACCGGCGCUGUCUUUUUUGAAUGCUCUACAAAGCAAUGCGUCGAAACCCCUACCGGAUGGAAGCUGCUUGUGCAUCAAGCAUGGCUAUCAUCGAUCUUUGUUCGAGCGUGUAAGGUGGCCAGCCUUAGUGACACGUAUGCUUCGCAUCCCCGUAGCGCCCAUGUGUUGUGAGAAGAUUUUCUGGCAUCAUCUCCACAAGAUUAUUGUUGAAUAUCUCUCGGGCUAUCUCGCGAAGCUGGAUUUGGACCAACGUCGAAAUGCUGCUGAAAUCACGAUUUUGCGUUGUGUUAUUGCAAGUUCCGCUAUUCAACCCGAUUCUAUGACAGCUGAGUUGGGAUCCCUUCACGUAUAAUUGGCAUUAGAUAGGCUCAAUUGUGCCGCACUCAUCAUACAAUCAAUCUGUAUUUCUUUCCAUUACAUUAGACGCAAAGUGGACGGAAGCUCUCUUUUGGAGGCAUAUAUACUGUAUAGUUCCUAAUGUGACGGCAAAGGAUGUAAGCUCUCAAGUUUUACUAGAUGGGAAGGACUUGCUUCUGUACCGGUCUCGGAUAGCAAGUGAAUUAGAAAUGUAUGGCUGCCUGAUAAGAGGCGAAGAAUCCAGCCCAGUGUGGGCCUAUCCCGCGGGUAUAAGAAGUACUCCGCCGCCUACCUAGAGUGUACUCUUCUAUUCACUCAAAAAUACUUCGUCAUUAAAUUUCUACUUCUAUUAGUCUUCCUCCGCCGAGCCUAUUUGUCGUCAACAUGUACAACCAUUUAUUGUUCACUUUCGCUCUCAGCUUUGUAUGCGCUAUGCUGUUGUUGUUCGGCGGACGCAAAGGAAAGGUUGUGCUAGUUGUGGUGAUUUUCAUUGGCCCUACUACGGGAUGGUGGUCCUAUAGGCUUCCUGGUAAGUCCGAAAAUAACACCUACAAACAUAGAUUGACUCUGUAGAAUUGAGUAAUUCGGAUACAUCUGGUCACUCACGCGACGUACAAGCCGUUGUCACGGUUGCUACUAUGUUGACCAACAUAGUAGUAGCACAGAAUAAGCAGAGUCGUUGGCUGCUACUUGCUCCUCCCGCCUAUUGGGUGUUUUUGAUGCUGAACAGCAGUUGGGAGUUUGCUCGAGACACGGCUCUGCUAAUGCUCUCCACUAUUGCUGCACACAUUCCUAGCUAUAUUAUUCGCGAGGAAGAACAGGAACAUGAGCGGUCUAAGGAGAUUCAUCGACAAAUCAAAAGUUAGACCGAAGGAAGAGAAGUAGGAGAGAUAUCUAGCGAUCUACUCAAGUCGAAUCGGAGAUUUUCUAGGCAUUUGUAUCUAUAAUGGUGGUUGUGGCGAUGUUCAAUUCUGUAUGGGUGGCAUUGUAUCAGGAAGCAAAUGGUACCUCCUUCCUUCUUUAGCCUGCUGGGCUUUGUUUACUU